CUUUUAGCCUGCCUUAAGGUGGUUUAACUCAAAAAGAGUGAAAGCUGAAAACCUCCCACCCAAAGCCAAAGCCCGAACCCCAAUCCCGAUGUCCGGUCGCGGUGGCGGUGACGCCGGCCCCCCACUCGCCCCGGUCCUGCACUCCAACGGCGGUGAAUUUCUUCUGUCUUUGCUACAGAGGCCCAGCCACCACCAACAACAGCAGCCCCCGCCGCAGUUCCCCCCUACCGGCCACACUCCCUUCCUUGCCCCGCAACCGCAACCGCAACCGCAACAGCAGCAGCAACAACAACAACAUCAACACUUUGCCCAGCGAAUUCAACCACAUCAACCGCUGCCUCUUGACCCGGCGGUUGCAGCCGUUGGCCCGAGUUUCUCUUUCCCCCAACCUUCCUGGGGAGCCAACGCCCGGGAUCUCGUCUCCCCGUCAUUGCCGCCUCACGGCUCUCUGCCUCCCGAGCAGCUUGGAUUUCCACCCAACUAUUGGCAUUCGCCGAAUCAGUUUCAAGCCCCAACUAGCCAGCCCCAAACCCUAAUCGAUGAUCUCCAGAGAUUAGGGUUUACGAGCAUUGACGCCAGCGUCAACAAUGCCAUCCAGGGUUUGCUGCUGCAUAAGCAACAGCAGCAGCAGCAGCAAGUACAGCACCAUUUACAGUUCGGUUCGUUCCAGAGCGAACCACAGAUCGUGGAUAACGCCGCCAAGGAGCUGGAAAAGGCGCUAGGCAAUGCCUACUCCAAAUCAUUUGAAAAGAAUCCUCAAUCCGAUGGGCAUCUAAGCUCGUCGGCUCCUAGAGAUGUAAGUUUCAAUGUGCAGGAUCGCAAGGCUGGCAAUUGGGGAAAACAGCAGCAGCAAGAAGUAGGGAAUCACAACGCUCUAGGACAGCGAAAGCAGCCGCCUCCGGGGUUUUCUAAUCAGCAGAAAGGAGGGCUUUGGGAUAAUGGGGGCAGGGGAAGAGAGUUUGAUAGCAAUAUACGCAGAGAAAGAGGGAAUAAUCAUCCUAGUGAGCACAAUAGCAGAGGGGAAUGGGUGAAGCGUGCUAACGGCGGCUCGCUUGAACCUGGAAUCACUAGACAGCUAGACACGCCUGGUCCUCCUUCUGGCAGUAAUCUGCAUUCUGUUUCUGGGUCCGAGGUUGAAGCAUCAAUGAUGCACUUGCAUUCCAAGCUGGUUGAUGAUGAGCAGGAUAAUGAUGGUCGUGAAUUGGAUGAUCAUGGUGAAGAACUUGUUGAUUCUUUGUUGCGUGAGGGUGAACCUGAUGAUGGUGGGAAAGACAAAAAGCAAGGUCGAAAUUCGCGUGAAAAGGAAGCAAGAUCGGAUGACCGAGGGCAACGAAUGCUAAGUCAAAGGAUGAGAAUGUUUAAGAGGCAGAUGGUAUGUCGAAGAGACAUAGAACAAUUCAAUAGGUCUUUCCUUGCCAUUUAUGACUCACUUAUACCACCUGAGGAAGAGAAAGAAAAGCAGAAGCAGUUACUGACAAUGUUGGAGAAACUAGUUAACAAGGAAUGGCCAGAAGCUCGGUUAUUCCUUUAUGGUUCCUGUGCUAAUUCUUUUGGGGUUUCAAAGAGUGAUGUUGAUGUCUGCCUUGCAAUCGAAGAUGGUGAUGCAAGAAAGUCGGAGAUCUUGUUAAGGUUGGCAGACAUAUUGCAAUCUGACAACCUCCAAAAUGUGCAGGCACUAAUCCGAGCCAGGGUGCCCAUAGUGAAACUUAUGGAUCCAGCGAGUGGGAUAUCAUGUGACAUAUGCAUAAACAAUGUUCUUGCUGUGGUAAAUACAAAGCUUCUACGGGACUAUGCGCAGAUAGAUGUCAGACUACGGCAGUUGGCUUACAUUGUUAAACACUGGGCCAAAUCAAGAGCAGUUAAUGAAACUUACCAUGGAACUCUUUCCAGCUAUGCGUACGUUCUCAUGUGCAUUCACUUCCUACAGCAGCGAAGACCUGCAAUCUUGCCAUGCUUGCAGAGAAUGGAGGCAACAUACUCCGUCACAGUAGACGGUGUCCAGUGUGCUUACUUUGACCAAGUGGAGAAACUCCAAGGGUGGGGAUCGAGGAAUAGGGAGACAAUUGCUGAGCUGGUGUGGGGUUUCUUCUAUUACUGGGCUUAUUGUCAUGAUUAUGCAAAUACAGUUGCAUCUGUGCGAAUGGGGAGGACCAUCAGCAAACGGGAGAAAGACUGGACGAGGAGGGUCGGGAACGAUAGGCAUCUGAUAUGCAUAGAGGAUCCAUUUGAGGUGUCUCACGACCUGGGAAGGGUGGUGGAUAAGUUUAGCAUUCGAGUGCUGAGGGAAGAAUUCGAAAGAGCUGCUGAUAUCAUGCAGCAUGAUUCGAAUCCGUGUGGAACACUGUUUCAACCCUAUGUUCCCCCUUCUAGUUGAAGCAUAAGCCAGCUGCUCUUUUUGUGAGUUUUAAGUUAAGGUUGGUGUUUCGAGUUGUAGAAUUUCAUGUAAAUUAUGUGCUUCUCUACCCUCUUUGGUUUGGUGGUACCCAAAAAUUGAGGGCAAGGAAAGGAGUGGGAGGGAUUGUCGAAUUGGUUGUACGCUUCCAUGAAACUAGUGCGUCCAACAAUUGAGAGCCGCCAAGUUCAUUCCCUGCUGCUUAUGGUUGUAUCUCAUUUUUUCUUGUCCAUUUGGCAUUACCAGUUAUUCUUCAUGCGACUCAUAAUCGCUUAUGGCAUAUGAAUAUGAUGGUAAAUUCGUUGGAUA
Molecule: messenger RNA, 2701 nt
Organism: Linum tenue
Lineage: Eukaryota; Viridiplantae; Streptophyta; Magnoliopsida; Malpighiales; Linaceae
Source: the annotation of a GenBank genome assembly